Messenger RNA from Paramuricea clavata, 381 nucleotides. NCBI's taxonomy places the organism in Eukaryota, Metazoa, Cnidaria, Anthozoa, Malacalcyonacea, Plexauridae. The record is from the annotation of a GenBank genome assembly.
AUGGGAAAGGACGCCGGAAUUAAAGGUGUGAAUUACGAUUCCGAAGGUCCGAAGGGUAUUCGUAUCGAAUCCAUUGAUGUGACCGACUGCUGGUUCGAAAGUCCGGAGGACAGAAUUCACCUAGGUGAACCUACGGAUAUUGUGUACGAUUGGCUUCCUAACUCUGUAACCUGGACGGAGCUAAUGGAGGGAUUGGAAGAGAUGAGAGCGGUACACGAAGUGGAAAGGGCUAAGGAAACGGACAAGGAAAGGUGGACACGUGAAUGUGAAGAAGAUGCAAGGUUCGCUAAACUUUUGAAGGAAAUGGAUGAGAAUAAUGAAUGGGUUGAAACACCGGUAAGGGCUGGGACUCGAAAUGUUCUAUUUGGUAAAAAUUGGUGA